GCGACCCUCGCAAUAGAGCAGACAUUUUGUUUUGUCCUUCUUAAAUGAGGGAACCAAACUUAUACCAUAAACAAAUGGAUGUACGUUGGACGUUAUAAGACAUGUUAUUUAACGAGUGAAGAGCUUGGACAGCGUCCAGUUAAAUCAGAAGCGGCUCAACCAAGUCUUCGCACAGCUUCCUGCUGGACAUCAAACACUCAAACAGACGCUCGAACUUCUGAUCGAAGCUUCGGGGAGGCUUCGAACGCUUCGAAAACGGCCGAUUCUUGGAACUGGAGGAUGCCCAGUGUCCCGCUUCCAAGCCCAAGCUAUUCAACGGGGCGUCAUACUCCGUAUUACACCCAUCCAGAUGUGAGAAUCUAUGAGCUCAAUCGUCGCUUACAGCACCGGAUAGAGGAUGCUGAUAAUGUUUGGUGGGAUGCAUUUGCAUCAGAAUUUUUUGAUGAUGACGCUACCCUGACAUUAAGCUUUUGCUUGGAAGAUGGGCCAAAAAGAUAUUCUAUUGGACGGAACUUGAUUCCAAGAUAUUUCCGAAGUAUAUUUGAAGGGGGAGUCAAAGAACUGUAUUAUCAUGUGGUGCAGCCAAAAGAGUCCUACCACAACAACACUAGUACAAUAACAUUAGACUGUGAAAAUACAACGAUGAUUACACAUCAUAAAAUGCCAGUCUUCACCAAGGUUUGUACAGAAGGCCGUUUGUUACUGGAGUUCACAAUGGAUGAACUAAUGAGGAUAAGAAACUGGCAUUUUGCCAUUCGGCAUUACACUGAAAUGAUCCCACGCAAUGUCAUUGUUGGGGCUCAAGAUCCAAACUUUUUGGAUCAGUUGUCCAAGAAUAUUACAAGACAAGGAAUGACAAAUGUCACCCUGAAUUAUCUAAGGCUUUGCGUCAUUCUGGAACCAAUGCAAGAGCUCAUGUCUCGUCACAAAACCUACAACAUGAACCCCAGAGAUUGUUUGAAAUCCACUCUUUUCCAGAGAUGGCAAAGAAUGUGUGCCCCUCCAGAUUAUAACCAAGGCAACGAAAUGAUGUGGCAGCCGAAUACUCCAACUACACCAGGAUCCCCUUUUCCUAAACUUCUUGAGAGAACCUUGACUGGGCAGCCUGCUUCCAAAAAAGCAGAAACGCCUCGUCCUACGAGGACAAGGCGGAAACGGAAACCUACAAAUACAAACUCAUCGACCCCUAAUACUGGGAUGAACAGCACUUCCGGCAAAAAGAAGUCGCCAAGUGCGUCCGGGUUUACUCUGGCGACCCAGGAUGUAAUGGUUGUCGGCGAACCUUCUCUGAUGGGCGGCGAAUUCGGAGACGAAGAUGAGCGGCUCAUUACAAGAUUGGGUUGUGAUGAUGGUGAGAGCAGUUUCCUUGACAUUAGGCCCUCGACUGGAGAACACUCAGUAUGAUGCCAGCAAUGGUGUCGGCGACGACGGAGACUUUGGUAACAGCCCUAUGAGUGGAAGUCCGAGCCUUUGGAGUGCGGACAGAAAACCUACUCAAGACGACAGUGCCGGAGACUGACAGAGAAGC
Messenger RNA from Pocillopora damicornis (cauliflower coral), 1528 nucleotides. RefSeq names its product LIM domain-binding protein 2. NCBI's taxonomy places the organism in Eukaryota, Metazoa, Cnidaria, Anthozoa, Scleractinia, Pocilloporidae. The record is from RefSeq and is a predicted model, not a curated record.